AUGGAGGAGGCCGAUCCGCCGCGGCGAGGGCGACGGGCCGUCCAAUAGCGAGGCGCUGGGGGCGGGGCCUGUGCCCGUAGCAGCGAGCAACCGCCGCGCGGGCUUGGAUGGUGCUGAGGGCACGAGCCCUGGGCCAGUUCGCAGAGGAAUCUUGCAGCAAGCCUAGCCUCAGUUUCCCCCUUUGGGAGUAAGCCCAGCAUGGUGGGCUGGAGCAGCUGCACAGGCCGCGCGCAGUGAUGACGUGGCGCGUAAAACCCUGGAGCCCCGGCGCCGCCUGUCAGAACCGCGGCAUCCCUCAUCUGUAAACCGGAGCUACAGAUUCUGCUUUUCCUCUGUGACGGGACAUGCGCUCUGGUCCAAGCCCGUAGUCCAGAUGCCACUCAUGCCGAUGGCGUCGGUGAUGGCAGUGGCUGAACCCAAAUGGGUCUCAGUCUGGGGCCGUUUCCUGUGGCUGGCGCUGCUGAGCAUGGCCCUGGGCUCACUGCUGGCCCUGCUGCUGCCGCUGGGAGCCGUGGAAGAGCAGUAUCUAGCUGUGCUGAGAGGCUUCGACCUGCUCAGGAGCAAACUGGACAGGGCCACCAAGUGCACCAGCCCGUCCACGGAGCUCAGCGUCACCUCUGGGGACGCGGGGCUGCUGACAGCCAAGACUAAAGCAUCUCCAGCAGGGAAGCUGGAAGCCAAGGCUGCACUAAACCAAGCCCUGGAGAUGAAGCGCCAAGGCAAGAGGGAGAAAGCCCACAAGCUCUUCCUGCACGCUCUCAAGAUGGACCCUGGCUACGUAGACGCCCUUAAUGAGUUCGGCAUCUUUUCAGAAGAAGACAAGGACAUCAUCCAGGCGGAUUACCUGUACACCAGGGCACUGACCAUUUCGCCCUUCCACAAGAAAGCGCUGGUCAACCGGGAUCGGACGCUGCCGCUCGUGGAGGAGAUCGACCAAAGGUACUUCAGCAUCAUCGACAGCAAAGUGAAGAAGGUUAUGUCCAUCCCCAAGGGGAGCUCAGCGCUGCGCAGGGUCAUGGAGGAGACCUACUACCACCACAUCUACCACACGGUGGCCAUCGAGGGCAACACCCUCACCCUGUCAGAGAUCAGGCACAUCCUGGAGACGCGCUACGCCGUGCCAGGGAAGAGCCUGGAGGAGCAGAACGAGGUGAUCGGCAUGCACGCCGCCAUGAAGUACAUCAACACCACACUGGUCUCCCGCAUCGGCUCCGUCACCAUCGACGACAUGCUGGAGAUCCACAGGAGGGUGCUCGGGUACGUGGACCCGGUGGAGGCCGGCAGGUUCCGGAGGACCCAGGUCCUGGUGGGGCACCACAUCCCGCCCCACCCCCGGGACGUGGAGAAGCAGAUGCAGGAGUUCACGCAGUGGCUCAAUUCGGAGGAUGCCAUGAAUCUGCACCCAGUUGAGUUCGCAGCCCUAGCCCAUUACAAACUUGUGUACAUCCACCCUUUCAUAGAUGGCAACGGGAGGACCUCCCGCCUGCUGAUGAACCUGAUCCUGAUGCAGGCAGGGUACCCGCCCAUCACCAUCCGCAAGGAGCAGAGGUCUGAGUACUACCAUGUAUUGGAAGUUGCUAACGAGGGUGACGUGCGGCCUUUCAUCCGAUUCAUUGCCAAGUGUACAGAGGUCACUCUGGACACCCUGCUCCUCGCCACCACUGAAUACUCCGUGGCACUUCCGGAAGCCCAGCCUAACCAUUCUGGGUUCAAGGAGACACUUCCUGUGAGGCCCUAACCACUGGCCUUUCCUUGGUGAAGGGAAGCCAGGGAGACAGCAUCCAGAGAGCACUUUUCUAGAAAUAGUUCUCCACAGAAGCAAAAGGAGACCUUUAGACAUUCUUUACCUCCAGGUGUUUUUUAGUUAAGAAAGAAAACUAAAUUAAUUGGCCUAUCUUUAGGAUAAUUUAUAGUUCAGCCAAGUUAUUUAUUUUUUUUUGAGAGUGAGCAAGCUAGCAGUGUCGAAUGGCGCUAUGGCCACAUUGCCUGUGGUGAUCCCAGCACCCAGUAGGGCAGCAAUGCUCCUUUAAAGCCCUAGGCCUGGGUGACUGGAUAGAAUUUGCACUAAGGGUGGAAGCAAGGGGGCCAGAUCUGUGGGGUAAAGCCCAGGGCCACAGGGAUCACUCAUACUUUGGGGUCCAGUGACCUCAGGGGAAGACUACGAUCCCAGGCAGAACUCGCCCUUCCAUGAGACAGGCUUUCACUCCUAGGAGGCUGUAGUGGCAGCUUCUACUGGCAGAGCAGCCCUUGGAGACAGGAAGCAAACGUUGCCAUCUCCAGCGGGAGACUGCAGAUUCCCAAAGACCCUCUGAGCCACUAACUUGCUAACCUGAAUGCCAGGGGAUACUAUUUCCCUAUCCAGACUGUUCUGAGGACAGCCAGCGUGGCUUUUCCUUAGCUUUCUCCUGUGCUUCACUUGCAUCAACUGAGUCCAGGUGUUUUAGGCUACAAGUUCUCCAAGCUUGCCGAGGUACUCCAUCCAUCAAGCCAUAAAACAGGUCUGCCUUCACCUCCCACUCAGGUCUCCGGCACGUAGACCCUAAAGAACACAUUUGAGGGCCUGGAGGCAAGACCCAGUGGUACAAUGCUACCCACCAUACACCACGCCCCGGGCACCUUCCCUAACAUUACAAAACAAUGUAUCUAAGACACCACAUCAACCCCAAAUGAGCAGUUCUGAUAAAAUAGUUCCAAGGGAGCAAACACCUGUGACCAGAGCCCAGCCUCGCCCCUUUGUCCUGUGGUUCUAAUUCACUAUGAAGCCAUUAUAGGGGUCCAGCAUUCCCUUUAGGUAGGUUGUAAAGUGAUGGUGUCAUGCCUGAUAGGCGCAUUUCAAAUUGUCAUCUUAGAAAAAAUAAACUUUGUUCAAUCAUA
Meriones unguiculatus (Mongolian gerbil) is the source of this 2874-nucleotide messenger RNA. RefSeq names its product FIC domain protein adenylyltransferase (gene Ficd). Gene Ontology annotation, molecular function: protein binding. The transcript has 3 exons. The coding region runs from base 374 to 1738 and encodes 454 amino acids. The record is from RefSeq and is a predicted model, not a curated record. NCBI's taxonomy places the organism in Eukaryota, Metazoa, Chordata, Mammalia, Rodentia, Muridae.